This is a messenger RNA of Rotaria sp. Silwood1, 3366 nucleotides long. The record is from the annotation of a GenBank genome assembly. NCBI's taxonomy places the organism in Eukaryota, Metazoa, Rotifera, Eurotatoria, Philodinida, Philodinidae.
AUGUUUAUUGAUCAAUCUAACAGUUAUACCCAAUUAGCUUCAUUAACACCUGGCAUGAAAAGUCUUACUGUAAUAUUUCGUUUAAUAUGGAAUUGUUUUUCUACAUAUCAUAUAUCAAGUACUGGUCGUGAUAAUGAUGAAGAUAAUGAUUGUUUUGUUAUGAAAAAUGAACAAAAUGAACCUUGUAAAAUAAAUAUACUUACAUUUAUUGAAAAGAAAUUAGAAGAUCAAAAUCUUUUACGUUAUCCAAAUUAUCGUCAACAAUAUAUACAAUCAAAACUACGAGCAUGGAUCCAAAGUUGUAAACAUGCAAUGUAUUCAAUGUAUGAAAAUAUUGAUUAUGUUAUAUCUGACGAUGGAAAAAUUGUUGUUGUUGAUUAUCAGAAUACAGGUGUUUCACGCACUAAUAUGCAUUGGAAUAAUGGUUUACAUCAAUUUCUACAAUUGAAACAUAAUUUAAGACUAUCACCUGAACGAAUGUGUGAUUCAUUUUUUUCAAAUGUAACAUAUUUUAAGAAAUAUCAACCGAAUUUAUAUGGAGUAACAGGUACAAUUGGAGCCAAAGCGCCACAAGAUUUUGUACGUGAUGUUUAUGGAGUUGAUGUUGUGUUUAUACCGAAGUAUUUAGAUAGUGAUUUUAGGAUUUGUCCAGGUCAAGUUGCUCGAUCUCGUGAUCAAUGGUUCGGUAAAAUUUCUACAGAAUGUCGCGAGAUAGCAAUACAGAAAAAACGUGCUGUUCUCAUUAUCAGUCAGACGAUUGCUGAUGCCGAAGAUAUCGCAAAGAAAUUGAAAUCUUCACUGCACCGAAAUAUUAAACUCUACGUACGAAGUGAUCUAAAACAACAUGUAAAACCUGAAGAUGUACAUGAAGGUGAUAUUAUUGUUGCAACAAAUCUAGCAGGACGUGGUACAGAUAUGAAACCAGUUACAGCUGUUAAUGAUCGUGGUGGAUUACAUGUUAUUGUAACAUUUCUUUCACGAAAUCUUCGUAUUGAACAACAAGCAUUUGGUCGUGCUGGUAGACAAGGUAAACCUGGUAGUGCAUGUUUAAUAAUCUAUCAAGAUAUGCCACCUGAACUCUAUUCAUGGAUUGAUGAAGCUCAAUCGAUAGAAAGAUUUAAAGUUAUACGAGAUAAAAAUGAAGUAAAAAUAAUUCAACAAGCAUUGAAUCUUGUACGAAAGAUUGAAGCGAAAGAUCAACUUUUGAAACAAUUUUUAGAUCUAGUGCACAGUGAACGAGAUUCAAUUGAUUUUGGUAAUAAUAAAACUUAUCGUCCAGGUUUUGAUUCAAUGAGAGAAACAUGGGCAAAUUUUUGUUCGAAAAUUGAUGAUCUACAUAAUGAAACAGAAGUUCAACGUGAAUAUCAGACAUUUGCUAAUUCAAUAAGAACACGAUUUGAUCAAUGUCUUACAUUAAAACGAAAUGUUACACCGCGUUAUACUCUUAUUCCGUUGAGCCAUCAACUUGUUCCAAUCGCUGUAACAGAUCAAGAAUAUGAAAAACAAAUCGCUGAAAAUGAUAUUGAAAUAUUAAAUGCAUUAAUUGAAUAUCCAAAAUAUCUAAUCGAUGCUGGUAUUAACGAAUUAUGCGGUAAGAAACCGCCUGGUACUCGAUUGCGUAGUCUCAAAUUAUUACAAGCUGCACAGCAGCUUGAUAAUACUGAUUUCAUUACCUAUUACAAUCAAAUUCCGUCUUUGAUUGAUCAAGAAAAAAUCGCGGAUGCUACACAAGCUGUGACUAAUGCACUUGAACAUCUUCAACAAGAAAUGCAUUAUCGUGAAAUGUUAGGUAUAUUCAAUGCUAUACAGCCAUCUGAUAAGAAUAAGAAAGAACAACAACCACGUUUUGUAGCUGAAAUUCUCUUUCUAAAUGUUGUCAAAGCAUAUAUUCAAGGUGCAAAAGAUCAAUUAGAGAAAUUUGAUUCUGAUAAACAUGAAGUUGAAUGUAAAAUUGAAUAUUGGAAAGAAGUAGUAGAAGAACAAUUGAAAUCUACUCCAUAUGCACAUCUUAUGGCUGAACUUGAAGAUGAACGAACGGAAUGGGCUUUUGAAGGAUUACAAUUUCGUUAUCAAUUUGCAAUAACAGCAAAACGUUCUUGGUGGAAAACUAUAUUUGUCUUUAUUAUGGGCAUUGCGCAAGUCGUUGGAGGUGCUAUAUUGUGCUUUUAUGGAUAUGUGAAAUUUGGCACAUCUAUGAUCGGACAAGGUUUGGUUGAUGUUUUUACAGCUGUUGCUACAAAGAUUACAGAUGAUUUUAGUAUUUCUGAUUAUUUCAAGAAUAAAAUUGUUUCCUAUGGUACACAAUUGUUUGAUCUUGGAAUGCUAGAUCGGUUUGUUACACCACUUAUGUCAACACAAACAAUUAAUAUUAUUGGCUUUGGUGCCAAAACUGUCCAUGAAUUAGCUACAAAUGGAAUUAAUCUUGAUUCCUUAAAAAACGCUGCCUUAGGUGCACUACAAGUAGCUGGUGUAAAUGGAAAUAGUUUGAAAUAUGCCACAACAAUUGUGGAAAAUAUUGAUACGGCUUCAGCUUUAAUAUCGGGUGAUUUCAAACAAAUAAUGAAUGUAAAAACAGUAAAUAAUUUUUUGCAAUUAUUUUGGUGUGUAGAUCUUUCGCAUUUUGACAUAAAUAAUCCAUUAUCAAGUGCAUUUAAAUUAGUUGAAAAACAGAUCGGCUCAUUACCUGUAACUCAAUUAAUAGCUAAUGCACUUCCACAAGCACUAGAAGAAGAAUAUGCUAAAAGAAAGAAAGAUUUUAAUCAACUAAUUCGUACAACAAUUAGUUUGGUCAAGUCAAGUGAACAUUUAACAACAGCUGAUGCUGCACAAGCUGUUACAGAAAUCUUUCAUGCAACAGAUCCAUCUUCUAUCUAUGAAGCAAAUAAACAUAAAUUAAAUUCAGGUGUUCGUUCUAUUGUCGAACCAUGUAUUCAACAGUGUAAACAAUUUCAAGAUCAAAUCAAAUUUCUUGAAAAUCAACCUGUGGUCCGAAAUUGUUUUGACAUGUUACGACAACAAAAUAUUUCAUAUGAAACACUUAUGAAAUCCAAUGGUUCGAACUUAAUGAAAACUAUCAUUGGACAGCAAUUACAAUCAAAUAACAAACAAGCAGACAUUCUUAAGACUGUUCUUUUCAAUUCAGUUGAUAUAUUAGUAAAUUCUACAGGUCAAACUAGAGGAAUAGAUGUGGUAAAUAGUGAUGUAGGAAAAUUAUUAAAAAAUCAUAUAGAAAUGAACAUAAUUCGACCAUGUUUGGAUAUUCAACAAGAAAAAGAUCUGAAUAAGGAAGAUCAAAAGCCGAUGAAUCAAUUCUCAACUGCAUUCGAAUAUUUACAAAGACAGGGAGCAAAUGGUCAUAGACAAUAA